CGGCGGGCACCUCCUCCUCCUCCUCAUCAUCAGAUCACCUCUCGAGCACGGCGCACCACCUCAUCGGCCCCGUACUCCCCCGUCCCGUUCCUUCGUUCCGAUUCGGUCCUUCGCCUCCAAGGCUCCAAGCCACCCGCGACCUCGAGCUUCCCUUCUCUCUCUCUCUCUCUCUCUUUCUCUCUCGCGGCCUCGCGUCCGCCUGCCUCCUCGCGACACCGCCCGUUCCGUUCGAGGGGGGGCGAAGCCGGGUGGGAGGGGGAAGAGGAUGGCCUCCGAGGACGGCUGCGGCGGCGGCAACCCGCCGGGGGACGCAGCGGCCGCGCCGCCGGUGUGGAACGCCGCACCUGCGGCGGGAGCUGGCUGCGGCGAUCUGGAGGAGGACCUCCGGUUCCAGUGCUGCGUCUGCCUGGAGCUUCUGUACAAACCAGUUGUUAUUGCAUGUGGACAUAUGUCAUGUUUCUGGUGCGUCCACAAUGCUAUGCAUAUCAUCAGGGAGUCUCAUUGUGCUGUCUGUAGGCAGCCUUAUAAACAUUUUCCUAGUAUCUGUCAACUCCUCCAUCACUUGCUUAUAAAGCUUGAACCUGUGGAAUACAAAAGAAGGGAAAAAGAGGUACUAGAGGAUGAGAAGCGUGUGGAUACAUAUUCUCCACAAAUCAUUGAGUUUUUAAACUCCAAGAGCAACAAUUGUGAAAUUGAUGGGGAGAAUAGACCUGAAGAAAGUAAUAGUCGACCUCCACAAGAAGUUACAUCUGAUGGCAACACUAUCAAUGGGCAUCCGAAGAAAGUUAAGCUGGAGGACGUGUCAUGUGCUCUUUGUAAGGAGCUGUUGUAUCAACCUGCUGUUCUUAAUUGUGGUCAUGUGUACUGCAUGUCCUGUUUGUCGUCCUUGGAUGAUGGUGCACUCAAAUGCCAAGUUUGUGGAGGUCUUCAUCCAGGAGAUUUUCCUAAUGUUUGCUUGGAUUUGGACCAUUUUAUCGAAGACUAUUUUCCAGCAGAAUAUGACUUAAGACGAGAGAAGAUUAAGCUUUUGAAGGGUGAAUGCAAUCAAGGAUCAUCUUCAGGUACUUCAUGCAUAAAAGAAGGCAGGGGUAGACCAACAAAUAAGGAAAACCGUGCACAUCAGGAUGAUGACUUGUCAGAUGUUCAUAUUGGGGUUGGAUGCGAUUCAUGCGGGAUGUAUCCAAUACGAGGGAAGAGGUACAAAUGUAAGGACUGCACUGAAUUAAUUGGAUUUGACCUCUGCGAAGAAUGCUACAAUACAAAAUCGAAACUUCCAGGCCGGUUUAAUCAGCAUCAUACCCCUGACCACAGGAUGGAACUUGAUCAUUCAGCACUCUUCAAUAGGUUGAUGAGGCUACAAGGGAUACACGAGGAGGGCCCAGGAGAGAUAAUCAUAGAAGGUGCAUUUGUUGCUCCUGACGCUGUGGUGCAUAUAAUAGCAGAUGAUCAUGAGGAAAUCGAGGAUAACGGUGAGGAUGAUCACUUGCUCUAGAAACGAAUCAGUGGUAUUAAACCUGAAUUUCGGCAUUGUCCUUUCUUUAAUGUGGAGGAGGCUACAUGAAUCAUGAAUGGUACUGUAUGAAAUGGAGGGAUUGAACAAAGCUUGUAGGCGUGUAACGCCCAUAGCCCCUUACUUCAAUCUAAUGGGAAACAUCUUAUUUCUGCUUUUGUAAUCUACAUUUAUAUUCUUGUUAAUGGAAAUACGAAUGAGAAAAGAACGGCACCAGGUACAGCGUAUCACAAUUCACAACUGCACAAGCGAAGAAGCAUCCUGUAGUUAUUAAUGUUUUGUAAUAAAUACCUUUUGUUUUAUAAA
Molecule: messenger RNA, 1816 nt
Organism: Oryza sativa Japonica Group (Japanese rice)
Lineage: Eukaryota; Viridiplantae; Streptophyta; Magnoliopsida; Poales; Poaceae
Product: E3 ubiquitin-protein ligase PRT1
Biological process (GO): proteasome-mediated ubiquitin-dependent protein catabolic process
Molecular function (GO): zinc ion binding; ubiquitin protein ligase activity
Source: RefSeq, a predicted model, not a curated record